Messenger RNA from Penicillium chermesinum, 354 nucleotides. RefSeq lists its product as uncharacterized. NCBI's taxonomy places the organism in Eukaryota, Fungi, Ascomycota, Eurotiomycetes, Eurotiales, Aspergillaceae. The coding region runs from base 1 to 354 and encodes 117 amino acids. The record is from RefSeq and is a predicted model, not a curated record. The transcript has 2 exons.
AUGCCUAACAAACAAGAAAACGGAGUGGAUGAGAUUGACGAAUUCUUCAUCCAGUACCUUGGAUUUGCUUACGACAGACAACAGCCUGUCUAUGUCGAGUUCUAUCGGAUGUGCUGCAUAUUUGGGUGGCACAUACAGCCGGACGGGCAAUACCCAGUCGCACGCCAGCAGGCUUGGGAACUGUUUCGCAUUGCCAUUGUGCAAGCAUUCAACUCACAGUUCGGCGCAGACCAAAAUAGCUUAGCAUCAUGGCAACGUAUCUGUCACUGCUUAGGGAUAAUCCCUGUCCCUGAAAGCCUUCAUGAAGCUCGACAGGUCAAGCUAUUUGCCCUACUCAAAGCUCAUAUUUUGUAG